Molecule: messenger RNA, 489 nt
Organism: Neoarthrinium moseri
Lineage: Eukaryota; Fungi; Ascomycota; Sordariomycetes; Amphisphaeriales; Apiosporaceae
Exons: 2
Coding region: 1-489 (162 amino acids)
Source: RefSeq, a predicted model, not a curated record
AUGGUCAGUUGCGGAGGUGCCAUCAGGAAAGGCCAGACACUGCUCGGUGAGGCCGGCGGAGCGUACCCGCCGUACCUGAUACCAAAAUACGACAAGACAGAUGGCCUUGCUUAUCCUACCAUGGUCGCCAAAGCCCACUUCUAUAGUGAUCUUACGGACAACCAGGCGGCACCUCUCGUUGCUAUGCUGAAGCCGCAAUCCAUAGCAUCUUGUGAAGAGCCAAUUGUAUUCGGUGCUUCUGACCUCACUAUUUCGGUAUACUAUGUACUCUGCGCGAACGAUCAAGCUCUGCCCGUCUUCGUUCAAGAGCGGGCUUGUCAAGGGAUUCCCGCUCUGAGACGCAAGCUGACUUGGGCAAGUGGCCACUUCCCGUUUCUGACGGAGCCUGAGACAUUCGCGACGGAUAUGGUAGAAACUAUUGGAUCAGAGAUUGCUCGAUCCUGUUUUCUCGGACUUUUCUGUUUGCGGGAGGGGGGCAACACAAUGUGA